UUCCAUAUUAUUUCCUUGGUUUGUUCCUAAAAUAAUCAUCUUCCAUGAUUAUCACACACAACACAAUGUAGAACCGUAGCAUUUUCAAACAUUAGCCACUUCUGUACCGACCACUUUUUUUCAAAGUUGUAUAAUAUUUCUUCUUACUUGUUUUUCACAUUCUUACAUAAUCUGUCAAACUUAGGUCCCACAUUCCUGGAUUAGAAUAUUGACCAUUCUUCCAACAAAAUUAUUUUGCAUAAAACACGAGUUCUCAUAAAUGAUAAAACAUAAUAAAAACCAGAAAUUUUCUCUGCUAUAAUUCUUUUUUAUCUUUCUCAUGGAAGAACUAAUCUCAAACAACGUUUUUUGGCUGUAAAUAGGGUUCCUAUUCAGUAUGUUACAGUUUUAUAUAAGUUACGCCAUAAUGUCGUUCGUUGCGUUAGCAAUAUGAAAAUUUUAAUGAUUAAAAAAAUAAAUAAUAAUUAAAAAAUUUGUUAUCGGAAAUGCUCAUUGACUUGUUGUAAAUAUGACAUGACAGUAGCCCAACUAUUGCAUGGGAUACACACUCUAAGUAGUUAUGGUGGAUGUUUGUUUUCACACAACCAUAGUAUUCUUUUAUUUAUUUGCACUUUUUAAUAACAAGAGCAUGAUUUUAAUAUAUUUGACGUAGCAGAUACAGAUUGUGCUAUCUUCAUCAUUUCUUGACAUCAUCUUGAUCUUAUUGUUUAUAUUUUAUAUCAUGCCAUUUCCUGUAAAAGUUAUAUUCUUGUGGGUCUUUUUAUUCAAUUUGUUCUUCUCAUUUGCUUAUUGUUCUGUAAUCUACAACGUUACUUCAUCAAGAGUAGUAACUCCAGAAGAAACUCUUAGCUCUCCGAACCACAUUUUCGAGUUGGGAUUUUUUACUCCUAACAAUUCUCAUAAUCAUUAUGUGGGAAUUUGGUAUAAGGAAGUUACUCCCCGGACUGUUAUUUGGGUGGCUAAUAGAGACAAUCCUGCUACAAGUUCCUCGAGAAGUCUAACGAUAGGCAGAGAUGGGAAUUUGGUGCUUUUGGAUGGUCAGCAGAAUGUUGUCUGGUCUACCAACAUAUCUGGUUCGUCAAACGGUUCAAAUGCUGUGCUCUCAGACGACGGAAAGUUGAUUUUGAGGGAUGGUGUUACAGGUUCAACUCUAUGGGAUAACUCACAGCAUCCAACAGAUACACUCUUGCCAGGCUCAUGGUUGACCUUCAAUAACACAAAUGGAAAAAGAUUGAUUGUUAAUUCUUGGAAAACUGAAAAUGAUCCUUCGCCCGGGGACUUUACUUCUGGUUUAUCGCUAGAGACACCGUCACAAUCGUUUGUCUGGAAAGGGUCGAAACCUCAUUGGAGGAGUGGCCCAUGGGAUAAGGCUAAGUUUAUUGGCAUACCUGAAAUGCAUGGUGAUUAUGAGAGUGGAUUAACAUUCAUUGAUGGUCUUCAGCCAGGAUCUGCUUAUAUUGAAGUCAGGGUACUCAGAAACUGUAGUUACUCCAUGUUUAUGGUCUCCUCAACAGGAGUAUUAAGGUUUUUGUGUUGGGUUCCAGUCAGGGGCUGGCAUGCUAGAUGGGAGGCACCUGUUACUCCAUGUGAAGUCUAUGGAGCAUGUGGAUAUUUUGGGGUUUGCAAAAGAUAUGAUCCAAAUCUAACUUGUAGUUGCUUGAAAGGGUUCGUGCCAAAAUCAGAUGAAGAGUGGAACAGAGGAAACUGGACAGGAGGGUGCGUAAGGCGAACCGAAUUAAACUGUGGAAGAAACACAAGUGCCGCAGAUGGUUUCUUGAAGUUUAGUGGCUUAAAAGUUCCUGAUUCUGCCGAGUUCGUCAACGUUUUGGAUGAAAAUGCAUGCCAUCAACAUUGCUUGAAUAACUGUUCUUGUUCAGGUUAUGCAUAUGUAGAUUCAAUAGGAUGUUUGGUUUGGACAGGAAAUCUCGUGGAUAUGAUCGUGUUACCCUUCGGCGGACCAGAUCUUUUUCUUCGUGUUGCGGAUGCAGAACUGAAAGGUUAUGAUAAGAAGGUUAAAGAAAAACUCAUAAUCAGCCCAGUCACUGUUGCUGUAAUCAUUUCUAUGAUCUAUGGUCUUAUGAAAUGGAGAGCCAACCAAACAAUUAAGAAGAAUGCUGAACAACCAUUUAUGUGGAGAAGCCCUUCAGAUGAUAAUGAUAAAGAUCCUGUAGAAUUGCCUUUGUUUGACUUCAAUAGCAUUUUAGUUGCGACCAGCAACUUCGACGAACAAAAUAAACUUGGGCAAGGAGGAUAUGGUCCAGUUUAUAAGGGAAAGCUGCAAGAUGGGAAGGAUGUGGCGAUUAAAAGACUUUCGACUAACUCUGGACAAGGAACAGAAGAGUUCAAGAAUGAAGUGAUGUUGAUAUCCAAACUCCAGCACAGAAAUCUUGUCAGACUCAUAGGUUGCUGCGUCGAAAGACAAGAGAGGAUACUAAUUUACGAGUUCAUGUCCAACAAAAGCUUGGACAAAUAUCUCUUUGAUCCGGCAAAAAAGGUAGAGCUUGAUUGGAACAAACGGUUCAAUGUUAUUAUUGGAGUUGCUAGAGGGCUUCUUUAUCUCCACCGCGAUUCUCGUUUGAGGGUCAUUCAUAGAGAUUUGAAGGUCAGCAACAUUCUUUUGGAUGAGAAGAUGAACCCUAAAAUAUCAGAUUUUGGAUUGGCACGAAUGUUUGAAGGCACACAAGUUCUUGGAAGCACUCACAGGGUUGUCGGAACAUUGGGGUAUAUGGCUCCGGAGUAUCUGUACGGCGGCAUAUAUUCAGAGAAAUCCGACGUAUUUGGCUUCGGAGUCUUGAUUUUAGAAAUUGUCUGCGGCAGGAAGGUUAAUAGUUUCCAGUUUGAUGAACAUCAAAUGAGCCUUCUAGCUUUUGCAUGGCAAUCAUGGGACGAAAGCAAGGGCUUAGACAUGAUAGAUGAAGUUGUGGCAGAUUCGUAUUUUACAGCGGAAGUAAGCAGAUGUGUAAAUGUUGGUCUACUUUGUGUGCAGGAUCAUGCUGCAGAUAGACCAAACAUGGCUGCUGUAGUUACUAUGUUAAGUGGUGAAAAAACAAAUCUUCCUCAACCGAAACAACCUACGUUUACGUUCCAAAAUGUGUCGACUAGCAGCAAUCACUCACAAAGAAAUUCUACAGGGUCCAUCAAUAAUGUCACUGAAUCAAUUGUUGAACCGCGAUAAUCGAGUUUUUGUUAUCUAAAAUGUUCAGUUCUUUUUAGUAGGAAUGUGAAAUGUGAAAUUUAUA
Messenger RNA from Mercurialis annua (annual mercury), 3239 nucleotides. RefSeq names its product G-type lectin S-receptor-like serine/threonine-protein kinase At1g61370. Gene Ontology annotation, biological process: protein phosphorylation; recognition of pollen. The transcript has 7 exons. Lineage: Eukaryota; Viridiplantae; Streptophyta; Magnoliopsida; Malpighiales; Euphorbiaceae. Gene Ontology annotation, molecular function: ATP binding; protein serine/threonine kinase activity. The coding region runs from base 722 to 3175 and encodes 817 amino acids. The record is from RefSeq and is a predicted model, not a curated record.